AUGGCUCUGGGCAAUGAUUCACUCUGCUGCAAGUGGAGCAUCGCACCGUUGAUCUUCAAUCUCAUGGACCGUGUGCCUAGCUGGCUCGCCCAUCUUGGACCGCAAUGCCUCUUCCCACGGAGAACCUACGGAGUAAUCCGUGUAGGGGACCAAGAGAAUGUCAUGGCUCAGUCCCAAGACGUCACCGCCAGGACCCUCGCUCGUUGA
This is a messenger RNA of Clonostachys byssicola, 207 nucleotides long. The record is from the annotation of a GenBank genome assembly. Lineage: Eukaryota; Fungi; Ascomycota; Sordariomycetes; Hypocreales; Bionectriaceae.